Molecule: messenger RNA, 957 nt
Organism: Fusarium proliferatum ET1
Lineage: Eukaryota; Fungi; Ascomycota; Sordariomycetes; Hypocreales; Nectriaceae
Product: putative mitochondrial substrate carrier
Exons: 3
Coding region: 1-957 (318 amino acids)
Biological process (GO): mitochondrial citrate transmembrane transport; alpha-ketoglutarate transport
Cellular component (GO): mitochondrion
Molecular function (GO): tricarboxylate secondary active transmembrane transporter activity
Source: RefSeq, a predicted model, not a curated record
AUGGCUGCUACUAUCCGUACCGAUCUUCCAGCUCCCAUUGGGGACAAGCAGCUGGAGAAGAAGCCCAUCAAGUUCUCCAACUUGCUUCUCGGCGCCGGUCUCAACCUCUUCGAAGUGACCACCCUCGGACAGCCUCUCGAGGUCGUCAAGACCACCAUGGCUGCCAAUCGAGGUGACAGCAUGGCUGCGGCUUUGGGACGCGUCUGGGCCCGUGGUGGUCCCCUGGGCUUCUACCAAGGUCUCAUUCCCUGGGCCUGGAUUGAAGCUUCCAGCAAGGGCGCCGUCCUUCUCUUUGUCGCCUCCGAGGCCGAGUACUACGCACGUGUCGCUGGUGCCUCUGAGUUUGGCGGUGGUAUCAUUGGUGGUGUCACCGGUGGUGUUGCCCAGGCUUACGCCACCAUGGGUUUUUGCACCUGCAUGAAGACGGUCGAGAUCACCAAGCACAAGAUGGCUGCCACCGGUGUCAAGCCCCAGUCAACCUUCCAGACCUUUGCUGAGAUCUACCGCAAGGAGGGUAUCCGUGGCAUCAAUAAGGGUGUCAACGCUGUCGCUAUCCGACAGAUGACUAACUGGGGUAGUCGAUUCGGUCUCAGCCGUCUCGCUGAGGGUUGGAUCAAGUCCCUCACUGGCAAGAAGGAGGGCGAGAAGCUGUCCGCUGGUGAGAAGGUCAUCGCCAGUGCUCUUGGUGGUGGUCUCAGCGCCUGGAACCAGCCCAUUGAGGUUAUCCGCGUUGAGAUGCAGAGCAAGAAGGAGGAUCCCAACCGUCCCAAGAAGAUGACGGUCGGCAACACCUUCAGGUACAUUUACGACACAAACGGCAUCAGGGGUCUUUACCGUGGUAUCGCUCCCCGUAUUUCUCUUGGUAUUUGGCAGACUGUCUGCAUGGUUGCUUUUGGCGAUAUGGCGAAGACUUAUGUUGAGAAGCUGACCGGCGAGUCGGUCACCGCUAAGCAUUAG